GGCAGACAACAGUCAUACGUGAAUCAAAAUUUAGUUUUUAAAGAAAGAAUUGUUAAUACAUUUUAAAAUAUUAUGUGAUAAUAAUUGAUAGAAUAAAUAUGAGAUUUGUUAUUCUCGUCUUUUUGGCCUAUGCUGCAAGCGCAGCGGCUUGGGAUGAUGAUGAUUUUGAAGUAUUUGACGUGGUUGAAGAAGUAAACCAAAAUUUUUAUGAAUUAUUAGGAGUAACACAGGAAGCCUCGCAGCAAGAGAUUAAAAGUGCAUUUAAAAAGCUUACUCUGAAGCUACAUCCGGACAAGAAUAGUGCACCAGAUGCUGAUGUUCAGUUCAGGAACUUAGUUUCAGUGCAUAAUAUACUAAAGGAUCCAGGGAAAAGAGAAAAGUAUAAUGAAGUGCUGAAAAAUGGUCUUCCCAAUUGGCGAUCCGCUGUAUAUUAUUAUCGACAUGUAAGAAAAAUGGGCUUAGCCGAAGGAUCUGUGAUUUUAUUUAUUAUUAUUACAUUUGGACAGUAUGCUGUUGGGUGGGCAGCGUACGUUGAGAAGAAAUUUACAGCUGAGCAAAUAUUAAAUAGCAGAGGCAGGAAACUAAAAAAAAGUGGUUUUGACACUGGCUUGGCGGAAAUAUUAGAGAAAUUACCAAAGCCAAGUAUAAAGGACACACUGCCGUUCCAAAUACCAAGGUUCCUCUGGUGGAUGGUGACAGCUGUGCCAAGAGCAAUCAUGGAGCUGAAGAGACAAAUGAAGGAGAGAGAAGAGGAAGCUAAAAGACAGAAAAAGAAGGAGGAGGAGGAGCGUGUGCGUGCGGAGCGCGAUGCGGCGGCGGCGGAGGCGCGCGCGGCGAGUGGUGCGGGGGGUGGUGCGGGGGGUGCGCGGCGGCGGCGGGGCUUCGUGCCGCCGGAGCGGGAGGCCUGUCUGCUGGACGCGGCUGACGAGCCUCACCACACCGCCCCCACAGUGCAGCCUGCUAAAACUACGCCGCCGGUGAUAACUGGUGGUCUGUGGACGGACGAGGACCUGGCGGAGCUGGUGCGGCUGGUAAAGAAGUACCCGGGGGGCACUCCGGAGCGGUGGGAGCGCAUCGCCACCGCCAUGGGCCGCGGCGUGCCCGAGGUGACACACGUCGCCGCGCGACUCAAGGACAACUGCUACAAGAUACCAGGACAGGAACCCCCUGAGGAAACUGUCAUUGAACCCCCCAAGAAGGUGAAGACCCGCAAGGCGGAGGAAGGUGGUGGUGGAGGCAGCUGGUCUCAGAGUCAGCAGCGCGCGCUGGAGACUGCGCUGGCGAAGCACCCGAAGGGCGGCGCCGGAGAUCGCUGGCAGAAGAUCGCCGCCGCUGUGCCCGGCAAGACCAAAGAGGAAUGCAUGCAGAGGUGUAAAUAUCUAUCCGAUGUUGUGAGAAAACAGAAACAGAAAGAAGAAGAAGAAAGAGAAGCGCAGAAGGAGGAGACCAGUGACGCACAAAAACAAGACGAAGAAAUAACUUCGUAAUCAAUUAAUCCUUUAAAUUAUUAAAACAAUACUGAGACAUUGUUAAUUAAAAAUAAAACUACGAUCGAUUUGUCAACUUAUUUAUAAACUAUCGGAGGUUGGAAAUCAAUAUUUGAUCUCGAACCAGUUUUACUUUGUGAAUAUCGAUUUUAACGUCGUUAAUGAAGCUUCCAAAGUAGUUCGCGGUGGCUGACCUUGGGUUUCUGACGACAAUAUAUAUGUAUAAAAUAUUGUCAUCCCUGUCAUUAUCUUUGAAUAAAAAAACAAGUAUGA
This is a messenger RNA of Papilio xuthus (Asian swallowtail), 1760 nucleotides long. RefSeq lists its product as uncharacterized. Bases 99 to 1487 code for a protein of 462 amino acids. The transcript has 8 exons. The record is from RefSeq and is a predicted model, not a curated record. NCBI's taxonomy places the organism in Eukaryota, Metazoa, Arthropoda, Insecta, Lepidoptera, Papilionidae. Gene Ontology annotation, cellular component: endomembrane system.